This is a messenger RNA of Oncorhynchus masou masou (cherry salmon), 2335 nucleotides long. Its product is annotated as receptor-type tyrosine-protein phosphatase R-like. The record is from RefSeq and is a predicted model, not a curated record. Gene Ontology annotation, cellular component: cell junction; cytosol; plasma membrane. Gene Ontology annotation, molecular function: protein kinase binding; protein tyrosine phosphatase activity. The transcript has 13 exons. NCBI's taxonomy places the organism in Eukaryota, Metazoa, Chordata, Actinopteri, Salmoniformes, Salmonidae. Gene Ontology annotation, biological process: peptidyl-tyrosine dephosphorylation; signal transduction. The coding region runs from base 65 to 1756 and encodes 563 amino acids.
UACCUGUCUCUGCGUCUCCUGGCAGCUUCACCGGAAGCUGCAGGUUGAUGUGAGGAGGUUAACCAUGUCUCUUCUAAAGCGGUUCAGAGAGGGGGUAGCUGCUGCUCUGUACAUCUCCCCCAGACACGUACACAUCAACAGGCUCAAUGAGAGGAGGAAUGGCAUUGAGCUGUACGUGUCAUCUGAUAGUCCAGGGGCCACGGAGCCCCUCCCAGCAGAGGAAGUUAUCCAAUCACUGAACAUCAACACCCUGCAUCGUAGCCUGGGUCACUUCGGCAUCACAGAGGUCUCCUCGGAGAAGAAUGUGCUACAGGAUCAACAUGAGAGGGACAAUAUUUGGACUAAAGAGGGAGUCUUUGCUGCGGUCAUCUUCCUCACCAUCUUCAUCAUCAUCAUCACCUGUUUGAUGGUCCUCUACCGUCGAAAGGAGAAGGUUGAAUAUUCUGACAGGCAGACCAAAGAGCAGUCCGUGUUCCCCAGCCGCGACCUUCACCUGACCCCUGUCACCGUCCCACCCCCGGUCCCGCUGCACGCCGUCGGAGCCCAGACCCAACCCCAGGUCCCCUUCUCUAGCAGCAUGGUCCAAGCAGAGCCAGCACCGCCUUCUACACCCACAUCCAUACCUCCACCCAGAGCCUGCCGUCCUCCACCCACCACCCCUGUCCCCAUCCCUGUCUCCAGCUCCAGCUGUGGUCCUCCGCAGCUCCCCCCUGCCCACCAGAAGCCCUGCCUGUCAGCCAGCCCCUCUCCCUUCAGGAUGAAGUCUGCCGCGUGUCUCCAGGAGAGGAGAGGCUCCAACGUCUCCCUGGUGCUGGACAUGUCCUCCCUGGCCUCGGUGGAGCCCCUGAACUGUGGGGUGGUGACCCCCAGAGAGAGGGCCACUCAGGACUACCUGCAGUCAGCCGGCCGGACCCUGUCCAGACAGCAGCUACGAGACGUGGUGCUCAACACACAGACGCUGCACGCAGAGUUCGCUGAAAUCCCAAUGAACUUUGUGGAUCCAAAGGUGAUGGACAUUUCCAGUCAUGGAACCAAAAACAGAUACAAGACAAUACUGCCAAAUCCACAUUCCAGAGUGAUCCUGAGGACCAAGAGCUCCUUCGACCCUCUCAGCAGCUACAUCAACGCCAACUACAUUAGGGGUUACCUAGGCGAUGAGAAGGCCUACAUCGCCACCCAGGGUCCCAUGAUCAACACAGUGAAUGAUUUCUGGCAGAUGGCCUGGCAGGAAGACUGUCCUGUCAUCAUCAUGAUCACCAAGCUCAGGGAAAAGAACGAGAAAUGUGUUCUGUACUGGCCAGAGAGGCGUGGUAUCUAUGGCAAGGUGGAGGUGCUCAUUAACAACGUGACAGAGUGUGACAACUACACCUGUCGGACCCUCAACCUGAAGCAAGGGGCCCAGAGUCGUGUGGUGAAGCACUACUGGUACACAUCGUGGCCGGACCAUAAGACCCCAGACAGCGCCCAGCCCCUGCUCCAGCUGAUGAGAGACGUGGAGGAGGACAGGACGGGCUCCCCAUCGCAGGGACCCGUCAUCGUACACUGCAGCGCAGGGAUUGGCCGAACGGGCUGCUUCAUUGCCACAACGAUAGGCUGUCGUCAGUUGGAGAUGGAGGGAGUGGUGGAUGUGCUGGGGAUUGUGUGUCAGCUCAGAGCGGACAGAGGAGGUCUGAUCCAGACAGGGGAGCAGUACGAGUUUGUCCACCACGCCUUGAGCCUCUUCGAGACCCGCCUCUCCGCCGACACCGGCCAAUGAACAGAGGCCAGGAAGUUUUCGUUAAAACAUGCCAGGUUUUUCCAGGAAGUGGAUUUUAAUUCCCCCUAGCGGGAAGGACCUAUCUUACCUGGUGACAGUGAGGUCAUGUGACUAAUGAGGAAGUGGAUGUUCGGGUGACGAUUGGAUGGUAGAUGUCCUUGUGGGCUUUGUCUUUGUGGACAUGUAUGGACAGCCUGGACUGCUAUUGGCUGAUUGAUUGAGUCUCCUUACAGAGAGAGAGAAGGAGGUAUGGACAGGUGAUUAUGUCUCUGAAUGUAAUGUAUCCUUUCUUCUCUUCCUCUCUUUCCUCCUCCUCUUCUUCUUCUUCUUCUACUACUUCCUGUCAUUCGUGAGCAGCUCUGCUUCUGAAAACGUUGUUGUGAGCAACCUGCCUCUGUCCAAUCAAACUCUCUGAUACUGCAGCUCUGUCCAAUCAGAUUGCCUGAUAUUGAUUCUGUAGUAUACCUACACUCUGACCUCUUACUACUAUGUGCUACAGUAGAUGGGCAGGUAGUCUGUGGUCCUUGAAUCGUCCAUGGUGUUUCUAUUAAAAAGCAAAAGGUACGUUGUCGAAAUGAA